This is a messenger RNA of Folsomia candida, 3913 nucleotides long. RefSeq lists its product as uncharacterized. The record is from RefSeq and is a predicted model, not a curated record. Bases 1677 to 3647 code for a protein of 656 amino acids. Lineage: Eukaryota; Metazoa; Arthropoda; Collembola; Entomobryomorpha; Isotomidae. The transcript is spliced from 5 exons.
CGAUAAGUUGUGUUUCACACUUUGUAAAAUUCGCUUACCCAAAUAUGCACUUUCCUGCUUUUAUCACAUGGCAUUCAUAACGUCAAAUCCGACGACGACACGACAGUGUGAGAUGUGUGGACGCAAAUUGAAUACAAGGAUUUUUGGGAGAGGAGUAAAGUGUAAAGGUUUUAGACAAAUUUGUGAUGAUGAUAUUCCUGAGAAACAAGCACAGAUCUGAAACAAGUGGUAGAAAAGAGGAGGAUGACAUAGCAUCAUAUUUGUUUUUCAAGUUGUAUCUUAUGCUAUGCCAUCUUGAAAAAAUCCUGUUAUGCUUUUCAUUUAGCACACAAUGGAACGUUGUUCACAAGCAGUUGUUUACUCUCAUUGUUGUGUCACAUACAAAUAAUGGAUUGCAACAGCAUAUUACAAGUAAACUGUUUACAUCAACAAAUAUUAAGGGUUUACAAGGUUUUUUUCAGGUUUGAUACCGACGAAAGCGAUGCUGCAUGGGAAUAAUCGUGGAUAAUUUGCGGUCUCUGGAUUAAAGGCCUGGUUCUAAGCAUGGCUUUCCUUGUAUUAUGCAAGUGCAUGUUUUUCUAAAGGGCAACUACCCAAGUAAUUAUGUAAGAUCACCAUAACUUGAUCAGAAAUUUCCCGUGACAAAAAAAUGAAUACAAAAUCAACUGGUGCCUAGGUUUGGCAAUCAAAUGGGAGACAACUCAUCCACACGUUCGCAAUUUUCAGCGUCUCUUCGCCAUGUCGUCAAAGUGUGCGUGGAAUCAAGUGGAGAGUUUGGUCCGGAAACAGCAAAAAAAAGGUUUUUAAAUAAUCUGCUAGGAUGCAGUAAGUAAUGCAUCGCGGAAUGAUCGUGGCAUCUAGACUUAAAAAAUCUACCCGUUUUUGAGGUCGGCUUGUGCACGUUUUUGUAAAUAGAGUGACGAUUCAAGUAACUAACACCACCACCACCUGACCAGAGCACCCCCAUGCAAAUUUCCCGUGACCAAGGAGGAAGAAAAAAACACGUCUGCUGCUUCUGCUUCUGCUUCUUCUUUUGCUUUGUUGUUCCAGUCCGUUGAUUCCCCUUCUGUGUAAUUCUUGAAAUCUGGGAUAUAAUAAUGCUGCGUAAUCUCGAGAUGACAAUGGCCAAGCAGGUAAACUCACUUUGACGAGUAACAGCCAUGCAACUGACUUACUAAUAAAAGAUACGUUGAUACCUCGAUUUACUGUAAAUGAUCUUCACCCAGUCUUCGAGUAAAGUGUAUGUACAAUGGAUAAGACAAAUUUUGGGGCCGUGAUGAUGUUGCCCUGUCUCAUUCAUCCACACCAUGCAGACAGUUCUUGUGCAUUUAAUUACGUAACUGUUCACCCACAAUCGCUCAAACACCGUUUCUACGACUCAUACCAUACAAUGGGAUAGAAUACACUGCAUCAAAAUUUGCACAAAACAUGGAAUCCGCAAAAACCAACUACCAACCAACGUUGUCAUUUCCCAAGGAUUUGAACAGAUCAUGUAGCCUCAUCAAAUUAGUAGCAUUCUGAUAAUUGACCUGCAUUAAUCUAGUGAAAAAUCCGGGUGUCAACAACGAUAUUUCUGGAAUUCAUGACCGUCACCACUUUAGUAGAGAUUGAGAUAAUAGGAAAUAAUAGCAGUGCAGUGUUACACACAAGUGUAUAAAUAUAUAAUUUGUGAGGAAAUGGACACUCGGAAAGUGUCCGCAGCAGUUGGGUUCACCUUAUUGAUGGGGUGCGUGGUGGCGGUUGUGGUCGUGAUAUACAACGGAUCUGGAGUUCGCACUUCGUACAGAAGUUCGAUGGAGAAAUCCUGGAAGACCAGAGAACUCUCAAUGAAGGGCAAACAAGACGUCGUGGGGUCUAUUUCUACCACGUCUGAAUCUCCCGUGCAAGAAGCUAAAAAGUUGGCGGAUGAAUUGCAAAAGCUAUUUACGAGCAAAAUUUCUCAUCCUGUUGUAAGUAGCACGAAAAGAGUGGGCAGUGGCGUCGUCACCGUGGUGGACGAUGACGAUGAGAUGGGAACUCUUGAAGAUGGGAAAACAAUACAUACAAAAAACUUAGGAACAUUAAAAGAGGAAUCGCCAAGCAAGAUUUUACCCGCAACGAAUCCUGACAAACAGAACAAGAUAUCUCAACUUGACCAGGUUGAGGAUGAAGUCAAGAGUCAUGGCAAUCCUGAGAAAGAUGACAUGGAUCCAAAUCAGGACGAGUCACCGAUAGAAACAGAUUCACCAGAUGAUAAUGACGACCAUUACCCCACGUUUAAUAUGCCAUCAGUCAAUUCCAGACCGAUGAUUCCAAACACUCAACGUGAUCCACCCACCAUGGUUCAGCAGCCUAGAAGCAAUAUUCUUCUCGUCCAGUCACCAUCAUCCUCAAGACAUCCUCCUCAACGACCCACAGACACCGUCAACAUACGACUCUCACCACCACCACGAGGAGUCAAUUCCCAACUUCAGGACAGGAUUUCCCACGGUGAUGGUGUUCCAAAAUAUCAGACGAGGAAAGAUCACUUUCCGCUACAAGGAGAUGAUGACACUUAUUAUCAGAAUCAGGGAUAUCGUGAACCAACUCCUCUUGGGAGCAGGGAGGAUGAAACGGCGGAUGAGGACUACGAACAAGACCAAGAAGAACAAAUUGUCGACACGAGGUCCGCCAGUGCCAGGGACCCGUUAAAAGCCAUGGGAAAUAUGCUUCAACUAAUCACAGAUGUGUACCAGCGAGGCAAGGAUGGGCUCGACAUGACAGGAUUUCUUAGGGUCAUUAACGAGACGGUCCAAAGGGGCAAUAACAACAACCUACUCAGCCAACUAAAUCAGAUGUACUCGAAAAAACCUUCGUUACUAUUCCCUCCUCCAAAAUCGGCUUCCGUUGGACGAAAUGCUCUCGAAAAUUCACUCUCAGCAUUCGUCUUCAUGUCCUUUGGAGUCUUUCUCCUUAAUCAAAUUCACAACUUUAUGGGAGGCUCUGGGCAGAUUGGCAGGAACGGCGAUGACAAACAUGCACUUCGACAAGGGAGAAAGCUGGACAACUUUGAUCUGGAUCAUUCCGAACUGAAUUUUUUAUUCGAACCGCCCACCGAAGCGGAUACAACGACUCUUUUUAAUGGAUCCGAGGAUGGGAAAGGACUGCUACCGAUUUCUGACGCUGUGAAGAACCGACCUGGUCACCAGGAAAAGAAUAAUGAAACCCGGUCAGAAGUAGUGGAAAAAGUGGUGACAUCGAAUCGUAACGCGACCAAUGUGGGAGUGAACACUUUGCCCAACAGGACUUCUAAUUAUGUGAAUAACAUGUUCCGCGCCGCUAUUAAUUUGGUGAACGCCUACACGAAGGAUACCCAAGCGUUGGACUGCAUUUGGUCAAAAUAUUGUCAAGACUUGGAUAAAACGUCGGCUCAGCAUGGGUCCCUGUAUUCAAUUGCUGCCAGGAUUAAUAGCGUGGGACUUCGCCUUAUCAUGGGCCAAAUCCAGACCGAGUUGACUGUUGAUGCCGUCCUGCACUCCCUCCUUGGGUGGGAUGGGCUCCCCUGUGUCAAAAUGUUUUCCAAAUGCAACAUGGUCCAUGGCAAACUGCUCAGGCAGCAGGACGACGGCGGAAUAAACGACCAACGAGGAGGCGAACGACAACAUAAUCAAACUGGAAAAGCCGAGUGAUUUUUUUUAGUUUGCAUAAAACUUUAUGCAACAGUAUUUCAAAUUUUAUUUAGUGAUAUGCAAGUAAAUGGCAUUAUAUUCUAGACGAUUAGAUAGCAUAUAAAUAUGUGUGUAUGAAUUACGGCAUGGUGAUGGGAAGGUCAAAGGGUUGUUUAAUAAAGUGUAUUUUUUAUUUUUAAAACGCAUUCUAGUCUGGAGUGUCGCUUUGUUCAGAAAUAAUAAAAACAGGCCCGAAUGCAGAUUACGAGAAUUUAUAAAACUGGGAA